UGCUUCAAAGUCCCCACUAGAGCUCUUCCAGUUCCCGUUUGACGCGUCGUCGCGCGCGGCGCAAACAUCUCCAACACCAAUAAAAAAAAUCGCCAGGCGCAAUUGACUUGGGGAACCGACACCCCAAUAUCCGCACUCUUUGCAUCCCCCGCCAAUCUGUGGGGGUUUACUGUCUGUGCAUCUUCAGCAUGGUGAAGACGACUGAAGAUGCGCCGGCCACUACGGGCCCGCAGGACGACGACGAUGGCCAGCCGGCGCCAGACUACGACGACGCCCUCGACAGCAUCGUGGACUGGAGCAUCAACCGCAAGGACAGCACGGUGACGCUGACGACGAGGCGGGCGACCGACGACGCGCGGCGGGAGGUGCCCGAGGAGUGGGUGCAGCGCGUGAACGAGGACAAAGUGGUGGCGUACUGGGCGUCGUUCGGGCGGGCGCGUGAGAACACCAUCAAGUGCGCCACGUACCGCGUCUUCCGCAUCCUGGGCCACCGGCCGGGCAAGGCGCCCGGGCUGCUGAUACACUGGGUCGGCUACAGGGGCGACCCGCGGGACGGGUCCGCCAGCUGGGAGCCGCUCGACGUCAUCAUGCGGUCCAGCGAGGCGCUCGUGCUCGAGUACCUGGCCGCAAACGGCCUGACGAGGCAGCUCACGCCCAAGAAGCGGGGUGCCGGUGCAACAGCGGCAGCGGCAGCAGCAGCAGCAGCAGCAGCAGGAGGAGGAGACAACAACGGCGCAACCACAACCACAACCACAACCACAACCCCCGCCCGCGGCCGCCGGGCUAGGACGAGCUCGGCGUCUGCGCCCGACGACAGGACAGCAGCAGCAACAACAACAACAGCAACACCGGCAGCGACGUCUAAGAAGCGCCGCGCCAACUCGGAGGCACCGCCUGCCAAACGCGCGCGCAAGAGUGACGGUUCAGGAGCCAACGACGUCAACAGACCGCCGGCGGCAAAGACGCCAGCCAAGAGGGGGAGGCCAAGCUUGAAAUCCAAGGCCCCCGCCGCUGCCGCAACCUCAGUAUCACCAUCCUCAUCAAAAUCAUCACCCAUAGCAGCCCCGUCGAGGCGACCGAGGGCACCGCCGGCGGCGGCGGUGGCGGCAGGGGCGAUGCAGCAGGGCGACGUGCUGUUCAGGCUGGACCUCAACAUCAGCGGCGUCCUACACAAGGACGUCCAGAAGCUGCUCGAGCUCGCCACGGAGCUGACGGCGCAGGGGAGGUCGGUGUCGCUCAACACACAGAUCACGCCGCUGUGAAUUCUGGGCGGGAGCGUGGCUUGAUGGUUGGUUGCUGGCGGUGACGACGCCUUGCCUGGCAGUUGCCGUCUUUCUUUGCUUUUCUUCUUCUUUCGUGCUGUCUCUCUCUGGCGCCCAUGUCCGGGCCGGGCUCACCUCGGAGAGCCAAGGCUCAGGGUGGACUGGUAAAAUUCAUGUUCGGGACAGGGGGUUGGGGGGUUUUUCUCAUCCAUGGUCUUGAUCUCUGUGCUUUUUUCUCUUUCAUUCUCCCUGCUCUCUUAUUACCCAUGUCAUUGCUGCACCCUUGGCCUCCCCAUUCCUUGGUUAUGUUGUUUCCCGCCCUCGUAUGGGCUGAUUGGCUUGGAGGGGACGGGGGGUCUAUUAUGUGUCAUUUCUUUCUGCUAAUGCCGGGAGUAUUGGGAGCGAUCUUGCUGCAUAGCCAAUCGCGAGGCCGGGGGAUCAUCUGUGAGGACAUCACAUCUGGCGGGAAGCGGCAUCAACACCCCCUCGUUGUUUCUACGGGGAUCAGAGCGGUGCGCGUAAAUCUGGUUUCGUUUCGGCGCCAUCUUAUCAUUUACAUGCUGUUCACAA
Molecule: messenger RNA, 1832 nt
Organism: Gaeumannomyces tritici R3-111a-1
Lineage: Eukaryota; Fungi; Ascomycota; Sordariomycetes; Magnaporthales; Magnaporthaceae
Exons: 2
Coding region: 189-1262 (357 amino acids)
Source: RefSeq, a predicted model, not a curated record